AUGGCCUUAGAAACAAAUUAUGGUGACGUAAAUGAUAUAUAAAAUCCUAGAUUUUGCUUUUAUGUGGAGAUCUACAUGUUGGUACAAGAGUGUAGAAGAUUCAUGAAAAGAUUGUAAGCGCAUUAGGAUAAAAUAAAUUAUAACAUGUCCUUUGCACAGGAAAUGUUGGAAAUAAAGAGACUUAUGAUUGGUUAAAGUAAAUUUCACAAAAUUUUCAUUGUGUUCGAGGUUAAUAUGAUGAUGUAUUUAUUCAUUUUUGAUAAUAGGAAAAUAAUGAAAUUCAUUAUGAUCAAAAAGUAAUUUAAAUUGGAAUAUGGAAAAUUUUAUUAAUUCAUGGGCAUUAAUUUGUGCCUUGGAAUGAUGAAGAAACAAUCAGCGUAUUCUUGAAAGAAAAUGCAUGUGAUAUUGCAGUUUUUGGAAACUCUCAUUAAUCACUUAUAAGUAAAUUUGAGAAAAAAUAUUUCAUAAAUCCUGGAACAAUGAGUGGAGCUUAUGGAUCUAUUAAAUAGUUAAAUUUUUAUUUAUAUUUAGAGAUGCAGUAAUUUAACCAGAAUUUGUUAUACUUGAAUGUUUAGGUGAUGAAAUGGGAGUUUAUAAAUAUAAAUUAGUAAAUGGCGAAUUGCUUAUUGAAAAAUGUGUAAUUACAAAAUGAAC
Molecule: messenger RNA, 654 nt
Organism: Paramecium sonneborni
Lineage: Eukaryota; Ciliophora; Oligohymenophorea; Peniculida; Parameciidae
Source: the annotation of a GenBank genome assembly